Zootoca vivipara (common lizard) is the source of this 545-nucleotide messenger RNA. It is a transcript of the gene MRPL54, whose product is annotated as mitochondrial ribosomal protein L54. Lineage: Eukaryota; Metazoa; Chordata; Lepidosauria; Squamata; Lacertidae. Gene Ontology annotation, molecular function: structural constituent of ribosome. The record is from RefSeq and is a predicted model, not a curated record. Gene Ontology annotation, cellular component: mitochondrial large ribosomal subunit.
GGAGUCCGGGCAGCCUCUCCGCACUCAUGGCUCUCUCCGGGCUGCAGCUGCGGACCGUGCUCCGGCUGUCCCCGGCCCGCAGCAUCCUCUGGCCCGGCCCGGGGCUCCGGAACUACGCCAAGAAGCCCGGCGGUGUAAAGUUCAGAGGGAAAAGCUCCGCCAAAGAAGACAUGAAGGGUCCCCAAGUCUGCAAAGACGCCGCGAUCCUCACUACGCAUGCCGUGGGGGUCAACAUCUACAAGGAAGGCCCAGAGGUAGCUUUGAAGCCAGACUCGGAAUAUCCGGAAUGGCUUUUCCAGAUGCACCUCGGCCCCCCCAAGAAGCUGGAGGAGCUUGACCCGGAGACCCACGAAUAUUGGAGGAAGCUGCGGAAGCUGAAUGUGUGGCAGGAAAACAAAAUCAAGAAGGUCCGGGCGUUUUGAUGUGGAGAGCUGUGAAAGCGGCGGUUGGCUGCAAGGAAAGGACCUUGUUUUCUAUUUUUAUGUCUCCCUUUGGUGUAAAAGUUGGCCAAUAAAAUCCUUGACCCUGCAGGGUAGUCCCUGUGA